Messenger RNA from Cicer arietinum (chickpea), 2064 nucleotides. Its product is annotated as glucomannan 4-beta-mannosyltransferase 9-like. Gene Ontology annotation, cellular component: Golgi apparatus. Gene Ontology annotation, molecular function: mannan synthase activity. Lineage: Eukaryota; Viridiplantae; Streptophyta; Magnoliopsida; Fabales; Fabaceae. The record is from RefSeq and is a predicted model, not a curated record.
UGGGUAGAAUUAUUGCAUUAUUCUAUAUAAACAUCACGUUCAUUCAUGUGGCUGCAAUUAUAGUAACGGUGUUUUAAGGUAGUGAGAGUGCAUCAAAACCCAUUAUAAAAGCCAAACACUCCAGCAGAGAAAACAGAAAGAUGAGCAGAGAAAAAGCAGAGCACCCAUAGGCCAUAACUGUUUUUGUCUUUAACCGUUCCUUUUUUGCGUGACCCUUUAAUCUAAAUCGAAAUUAUUCCCUUUUCUUUAACCAAAGUUGGUUACUUAUUUCAUUUCAACUAAGUGGGUCAUUGUGUUUACAAAUAUUUUGUAAGAAAAUAAAAUGAAAUUUGGAAGUAAAGAAAUGGUUGUGUUUCUUCAAGAAGCAACUGAUGGAGUUGGUUUGCAACUUGAAUUAAUAUGGAAAUAUAUCAGACAGCCAUUGAUUGUGCCAAUGCUAAGAGUUGCAGUGUUUAUAUGUUUGACUAUGUCGUUGAUGAUGUUGGUCGAGAAGGUUUACGCUGCCAUUGUGAUUAGUUGGGUGAAGUUAUUUGGUAGAAAACCAGAGAAGGUUUACAAAUGGGAGAGUUUUGAGGAUGAUGUUGAGAUGGGAAGCUCUAAUUAUCCAAUGGUUCUUGUUCAAGUCCCAAUGUACAAUGAAAAAGAGGUUUAUCAGUUAUCAAUAGGUGCUGCUUGUGGACUCACUUGGCCUUGCGACAGGAUAAUCAUACAAAUUCUUGAUGAUUCAACUGACCCAUCAAUCAAGGAAUUGGUGGAGCUAGAAUGCCAUAAAUGGAGAAGCAAAGGUGUGAACAUAAAGUAUGAAGUUAGGGACAACAGAAAUGGGUAUAAAGCAGGUGCUCUAAAAGAAGGAAUGAAACAUAGCUAUGUGAAACAAUGUGAUUAUGUUGCCAUCUUUGAUGCUGAUUUUCAACCAGAAUCUGAUUUUCUCUUGAGAACCAUUCCUUUCCUUGUUAACAAUCCUGAAAUUGGUCUUGUUCAGGCUCGCUGGAACUUUGUGAACGCGGAUGAAUGUUGGAUGACAAGAAUGCAGCAAAUGUCACUUGAUUACCAUUUUAAAGUGGAACAAGAAGUGGGGUCUUCCACUUACGCUUUCUUUGGCUUCAACGGAACUGCUGGUGUAUGGAGAAUUUCAGCUCUAAAUGAAGCUGGUGGAUGGAAAGAUAGGACCACAGUCGAAGAUAUGGACUUAGCUGUACGUGCUAGUCUCAAAGGAUGGAAAUUCUUAUUCCUCUCCAAUAUACAGGUUAAAAAUGAAUUGCCAAGUACUCUAAAGGCAUAUCGAUACCAACAACAUCGUUGGUCAUGUGGGCCCGCCAAUCUUUUUAGAAAAAUGGUUAUGGAGAUUAUGACAAACAAUAGAGUGUCUUUAUGGAAGAAAAUAUACGUUGUUUAUAGUUUUUUCUUUGUUCGGAAGAUUACGGCUCACAUCAACACAUUUGUAUUCUAUUGCCUUGUGUUACCUACAAGUGUUCUUGUGCCUGAGGUUUUUAUCCCAACGUGGGGUAUUGUUUAUAUUCCUUCCAUCGUCACCCUUCUAAAUGCUGUUGGAACUCCAAGGUCAUUUUAUUUAGUUGUCUUUUGGGUUCUCUUUGAGAAUACUGUGGCUCUACAUCGAACAAAAGGGACAAUUAUUGGUCUACUAGGAACUAGAAGAGUGAAUGAAUGGAUUGUCACUGAAAAGCUUGGAGAUGCUCUCAAGGUUAAAGGUGGUGAUGGCAAAGGACUCAAAAAGUCUCAAUUUAGGAUUGGAGACAGGAUAUACAUGUUAGAACUUCUUGUUGGAUUGUAUCUUCUCUUCUGUGGCACCUAUGAUCUUAUGUAUGGGAAAAAUCACUUCUUCCUAUUCAUAUACCUCCAAUCAAUUGCUUUCUUGAUCAUGGCAUUUGGAUAUAUUGGCACUUUUGUUCCCAACCCCUAGAAGAUCAUUGGCAUCGGCAAUACUUCCUUCACCAUUUUCGGUUUUUGUUACUUCAAUUCUUUCUGAAUAUAUGAUAGUCUUUCAGCAAAUGUAAUAAAUUGUUGCAAUUAAUAAUAACAUAGUAGUAUUGAGUAUCGAACUAA